This is a messenger RNA of Phymastichus coffea, 6852 nucleotides long. Its product is annotated as mediator of RNA polymerase II transcription subunit 13-like. The transcript is spliced from 7 exons. The record is from RefSeq and is a predicted model, not a curated record. Lineage: Eukaryota; Metazoa; Arthropoda; Insecta; Hymenoptera; Eulophidae. Bases 216 to 6740 code for a protein of 2174 amino acids. Gene Ontology annotation, molecular function: protein dimerization activity.
UUCACUUUGCUCACUUCAACAUCAUUUUAAAAUAAUAUUGAUCAAAAGAAACAUUAAAGCUGUCACAAGUUAGUUAUUAUUAAAUAGCUUUACUAUUUUUGUUAUUGUUUAGGAUGAAAAGUAUUAUAAAAAAUCAUGUAGGGAUCUUAAUUUUGAUGGCAAUUGAAUUUCUAAAAUGAAUAUAGUAGAGGUAGUAAAAACAAGGCAGAUUUAUUAUGCCUCGGAAAGAAAAUACAAAAGCCAAAACAUGGGAAAGGGACAGAAGGAAUCGUAUGAACAGUUACUUUAAAAAUUUAUCAGAUCUUUUACCACCACCAUUAGAAGGCCGUAAACGUAAUAAAAUUGAUAUACUUGUCCAUGCUUCCAAGUAUAUUAAAGAACUGCACAGUCGUACUGAUGAAUUGUUCUAUGACAAAGCCUCAGAUGCUCACAAAAAGGAAUUAGCUCGACUGAAGAAGCUUGUUACUCAAUUAGUAUCAAGAACCCAGCUAUUAACAGAUCUCUUGAAAAAUGCUGGGAUUAAUGUACCUGCAGAACCUGCACUGGAGAAAAUUUCUCCACUCAAAUGGUCUAACAGAAUCAAUGUUCUUACUGGAUGUAAGGUUAUUGAUUUUGUUGAGACAGACAAAACAGUGGAAAAGACAACUAAGAAAAUUACUAAUGAUAUGAAGAAAAAGACCAAUAGUGAAAGUAUAGCUGAGCAGUCACCCGUCCAUAAUGAAAAAUCAAACUGUACUAUAGAAGAUCAAGAAAAUUGUGUUAGUAGUGAAGCAAAUAAAUCAGGUAGAAGUUCUGAAAAAUCAUCUUCAACCAUUGAUAAAUCAAUACCAAGUGGAUCUGGACAAGAUUCUCCACCCAAGUCUGAAAUAAAAGAUCACAAAAAAGUCAAGAGGAAAAAAAGAGUAGUAACAAAAAAAUCAUUGACUAAAAAAUCUUCUGAUAUAAGUAACCUUCCAACAGGUACUCUAGUGUUUUCAGGUGGUAAGAUAAUGCCAGUUGUGACUCCAAUACAAUCAUUAACUUCAAAUAUUAUUGUAAAUACUCAGCCUCGACCAGCUAAUUCUAUAAUUUUAAACAAUGCACAACAGGGUCAAAUGAUUGUAGUACAACCUUUACAAACUAAUCACUUUCAAACAAUUAAUACUAUGCAGGCUUUGAAUACUGUGCCAAACAUUCAAGCGAAUGUUUUGAUAAAUCCUCAAGAUUGGGCAAAAAAUGUAAAAACAGUUAUAAGUUCAAGUAAAGUAGGGGGUAUGAAAACCAUAUUACCAAAGACUCGAGAAGUUACUGAAACCACAAUGACAUAUAAAGUUCCAAUUCCAGCAAUUCAUAAAGAGAAGGUAGAUAACAAGUGUGAAUCAAAAGAUAAAUUUUCAUCAGAAAAACAAGCAAAAACUAAGACAGGUUGUAAAAAUGUGACUGAUAAUAAAUCAGCUAAUACAGAAGUGCAAAAUAAUUCUAAGGUUUUAAAGCGAGAUAAUAAGGAUAUCAAUGUUAUUCAGCAAAAACUAAAUAUUGAUAAACAGGGUGUAAAGAGGGCAGCAAGUUCUAGAACUGCAGUGGAAGUAAAGAAAAAGAAACUUGAAUCUAAUGAAAAUGCAAAUGAAAAUUUACAAGUAAAUAAAAAUGUGUUAGAUAACAAUGUAACUUGUGAGUCUAUUGAAAAUUUAAAGCAGGUAAUAGAAAAGAUUGGAGAAGAGAUACCUUAUGCAGAUGUACAAUUAUCUGAUUCAACAAAUUGUUCAAAUACUACACCCAGUGAACAAAAAAAUGACAAUAAUUUACUAAAUAAGUCAAAUUCUUUAUUAGAGAGUAAAAAGCCUGAAGAAAAAUCAGUAGACAGUUCUACAGAUCAAAGUUUAUUAAAAACUGAUAUGGCUAACAGUGAAAAGAAAAGUAUGGAUAAAGAGAAGCAAAGUAGUUCAAAUAUAUGUCAAUCAAAAAGCAAUAUUUUGGAUAAAAUAGAAAAUGUAGUUGUCAGCAGUGAUAAAAAUAAUUCAUCAGUAUUAACAGAAAAUACAACUAUAGCAGAAAAUAAUAAAGUAGAUGUACCUAAAGAAAUUACUAUUUCAUUAGCUUCAGGAUGUAACAUCGAUGAAAACAUAAUUCUUCCAAGUGAAACAAAUCAAAGUUGUAAUAUUGAAAGUGGACUCAAUAAUAUACUACAGUCAAACAGUCAGAAUGAUAUAAAUCAAGAACAAGUGCUUCCUGAAAGUAAUAAAAUAUUAUUGAAUUUAGACACCAAUACUACCAUGAAAUUAAAUGGUUUGGACAAUAAAAUGGACUCCGUUCCAACAACACCACCAUCUAUUGUUACUGCAAGCGAAGAAGAAUCAAUAAAAUUAAAAGAUACCACGAAAGAAGAUCAGAGUAUUAUGAAAGCAAUAACUUACAGUCCAAGUAAUAGUUUUGUACCAAUCAACAAACCCGAUUCUUUACAUUCUGAUUUAUCGAAUGAUAUUUUUGCGUCACUUCAAGUACCUUCAAGCUCGAAUAAUUCAGAAUCAAUAUCUCCAACAGCAGCCUUUUUGAUGGCUUUUCCUAUUGUCUCGUCUUUAGGUGGUAAAACUGAUGUUCUUGAUGAUGAUUUGAAAGAUGAUUUUAAAUAUAACAGUCAAACACCUCCAAUGUUAUUACAAAUAGGCACUAUAGAGCCAAACAAUUUCAAAAUUAAUACAAGGCCUUUGUCAAGUGAAAAUUUGGAAUCUGUUGAGCCAUCUGCAAUUAGUCAGCAAUCAUCUGUAAAAUCUUCCACUGAUCCAACACCACCAACAACUUGUUCAACACCUGUUACAACUACUGGAAAAACAUUACCUCGAGUUAUUAACAGUCAAACUAUUACAGAUUCAUUCAAAAAUAUUACAGAUCCAUUCAAAAUUAUUCCAGUUUCAUCGGAACAAAUCAACAAGCAACUAAGUAACGAAACAAAUACUUCUCUGCCGUCACAGACUAAUUCAGUUAAUCAAACAGUUAAUUCAAACUCUGUUUCUACAAGUUCUCUUGUUUCUACAAGUAAAAAUCAGUCUCAAAUGGUUGUUGGUAGUAUAAAUAAACCUGUAAAUACUAGUCAAAAUUAUCCAGUGAACAACAAAUCUCAAUCGAAUUUCAACUACACAAAAGAUAUGCCUUUGUCUUCUAUUGCCAGUUCGAUGGCGACUGAUAUUUUGAACAAAUACAUUUCAACAACAUCCUUAUCAACAAAUACCAUGGCUACUACAACUUCAGCAAAGUACAAUCCUGUUCCAAAUUAUGCAUCGCAAAAUUGUCAAACUUCUAUACCUGUCUGCUCAAAAGAAAAUCUUGAUCGAAAUAACCAGUAUAAUUUCUCGACGACUGACAUUCCUACCGAAAAAGAUCUCUGCAAACUUCCACUGUGCCCAAUAGAAGCGUUCACGGAAAGAAGCAAUGAGUACUCUGUUCGAAAUAAGCAACACACGUUCUCCAAUCCACCUGUUCAGAUAACCAACUCGGAAGUUGUAAAUAAAAACAGUCAAUCAAGUAUGAAUCAAGAAAAAAUUGCAAAGCCACCAGUACAAAGUAAUCAAAAUAUGAGUACGAAUACUGAUUACCAUCCAACAACAAAGAAAGUGGAGAAUAAAGUACCUUCCACUAAUACAGAACAGAACGUUAUAUAUCAUAAAAAGGAGAGCCAAGUACCUACCUUAAAUUCGUAUAACAUUGCUGCAUGCGACAAUAAAAUUACUAAAAAGAUGAUUUCGACAUCCUCUCAACCGAGCAAUACGGAUCAAAAAUUGGUACUUUCGUCGCGGUCUAAUAUUUUUCCACAACAACCAAAUGUCUAUGUUUCAACUACGGGAUACGAAGACACUAACAUUACCAGAACAACUACAAUAGCUGCCACAACAUCCUCCAACUUUAGCAUUUUGUCGUGGACUACUUUUUCGUCGGUCAGCAGUAGUAAUAAUAAUUUUCCUCAGUAUGAUUCAACAUCUGCAUCCAAUGAAAUACCCAAAAGUACUUGUGACAAUUUUAAUUACUUGCCGAUGACAAAAGAAAAUAUUUCAUUACCUAAUGCAAUGUCGCAGCCAUCGUAUUUCACCGUCGAUACUCAAGCUCCUAGUUAUGACAAAUCAAAGUCAAAGAUGUCAGUUGAUCCUCAGAAACGGUCAUACGACAUGAAUAAGUCGAGAAAUAUGCGUGUCUCCCAAACAGUUCCGAUGCAAAAAUCACCACGUAGUCAAGUUCCGCUUGCAAUCUCAGCAACAGAUUACAAGUACCACGCAGGAAGUAAGAAACAGUACAAGUACCCGGUGGAUGUGGAUUACAGUCAACACAAUUACGUCAAUGGAUUAGAUUUACCCCCUCACUUACAGCAUCAUCAAGGCCAACAGAAUCAACAAACACAUCAGCCACCAAAUCAUCAGUCAUCAUCCAAAGCUUCUUCGAGUCAGCAAAUUCAAUCUCACAAAUCUGACAAAUCUAAUUAUAUGUUACCAGAUUACGAUUCGCAUGCCAACUUCAAUGCAGACUCGAAUAAUCUUCAACCGAGAUAUUCUAAUAAUCACGACGGUUACUCUGGAGCAAAUUUCAAGUAUAAUGAAAAGAAUCAGCAGAUUCAUUCGAAGUACCAACCAACCCCGCAGGUAGCAUCGACGCCAAUGCACCAUGAUAAUUCAAUAUACAAUAAUAAUAACAAGCAUAUGCAGCAUCAGCCUCAGUCCAGUCACAGUAAGUCGAAAACGGAUCAAAAUAGUCAAGUGCAAUCAGUGCAGCAGCAGCAGCAACAGCAGCAGCAGCAGCAGCAACAGCAGCAGCAGCAACAACAACAGCAGCAACAACAACAGCAGCAACAACAGCAGCAACAGCAGCAGCAACAACAGCAGCAACAAAUGAAUCAGCAACACGCUUCAAGGCCACCUGUGAAUUGGAUGAUGACUCCUGAAAUCAAGCAUAAUUCAAACAUCACUGACAUUAUUUUACCUCCGAUCGGUAAAGAACUUGAUUUCUGUCAAAAUAAUUUGUUCUCGCAAACAGCCAGUUACAAUCAAUCGGGUACCAAUCAUCAGUUCUACAACAAUUACGACAUGUCUACACACACUUUUGCCAACAUAGCAGUUUUACCAGGUGAAUCGAAGAGAAACGUGGACACGACGUAUUAUCCCGAAGAGCAGACGUUUUCGUGGUCACCUACGAAAAAUAUAUCUCAGAAUGCAGAGCAGAAUCAGAAUCUGAAAGGAAUCGAAACAUCAACGUUACCGGCAUUGGUAGGUGAUUUGGCACUGAAUAGCAAUAUUUCAGACAAGCAGAAUUUCCUGUUUGGACAAAUGCCUGUCAGGAGUAACGCUAACGAGUUGAAUAAAGAUUCAAUGAAAGAUAAAGAAAGCACAAGUCGCGACUAUCAAAACGUAGUGAAUCCUCAAAACGCUCAACACGCUUCGCACGGCAUGCCCUUCUUAUCGGUCAGUCAGCUGGUUGAUCACGAGAAGGCGGAGAAAAAUCAGCAUCAGCAAUCUCACAACACUGUCAACCAUCAUCAGCAUCAUCCUCAUCAGCAACCACAACAACCGCCACCUCGUAAGCAACGUAAGGGCAGUAACAGUCCACGUGCUAGUAAUAAGAGACAGUUGGAUAUGAGGCACAAACAGUCGGCAAACAGUAACAAUGAUCAAAUUCAUCGUCAGCAUGAGGAGCCAAAAACCAGCUCGAGUAAUUCUGGUUUCAAUGAAUCAAGUUACCAACAACCACAGCAACAGCCUCAGCAGCAGUCUCAACAACAAACUCAACAACAGCAGUCACAACAACAGCAGCAACAGCAGCAACAAAAGUACAAUCAAACGAACAAUGAUGUGCAAUGGAGGAGUAGAAAUUGCAAGAGUAAUUACACGGCCGAAGCGUUGAUCGGAAGCAACACUAAUCAAACGGAUAACUCACACAAUGAGAAGAAUCUACCAAAAUAUUCGGCGAAUUACUCGCAAAAUAAAUUUUCUGGCGCACUGACAUCCGAUUCCAUGGCUAUCAACUACUUCCCCAAUGUCGAGGAUGCAAGCAGUGGCUACGGACAGGUGAUGAAUCAGAACUUCAACCCGUCGUACGCCUACUCAUCCAACGCCAAUAUCUAUCCGAGCACGAACUUCAUUACCAACAUUUCCAAUAGCUCGGCUAAUUACAUGAUGCCCUUACACGAGAACGCUGACUAUCUCGACGGCAAUAACUUCCUUUUACCAGCCAACGUGUCGACUACGUCAAUUACAACGCCUUUGUUAACCAACAUGACGGAUGGUUCGAAAAGCCAUCAUCAUCAACAUUACACCUCGAGCAAGCAUCAGAAUUGCGAUAAACGACCGUUCUACGGUCAGCAGAAGAAGAGCAAACGGAAAUCGGACAACAACACGCAGAAUUUUCCAGAUUUCCCUAUUACUUCGCCGCUCGACGAUUAUCAUCACACUUCGGCACCGUUCUUGACGAAUCCACUGUAUCAGACUCAGUCGAGUGUUUAUCCAAAGCCACCAUUGCCAACGGCAAGUUCGUCGAGCAACGCCAAUCAGUCGAUGACACAGCAUCAUCCGUCUGGCACGAGUCUCACUAAUUUUAAUCUCAGCACAAUUUUCCCGGAGAUUAACGAUAAGGUGUCUGGCUAUAAAUCAUCUACGAUAACGCAACCAACUAGUCAUACUUCGACAACUUAUUCCCAGCGAAGUAAUUACAGUGACCCUAUGAGUCAGAUGCCACAGGCUUCAGAGACGUCGACGCACUUCAAUAAUGCACCUGGGUCACGCUGAUAUAUGUUUAUCUGUCGUAAACCGCGACAGAAACCUGGAACAACUACCAAAAAAUCUGGAAAACUUGUAAAUAUGUGUAUAUAAAUAAUCGUAAAUGACUAAGUAUUCUAUG